Messenger RNA from Lolium rigidum, 2979 nucleotides. RefSeq names its product WD repeat-containing protein 44-like. The transcript is spliced from 8 exons. Bases 109 to 2739 code for a protein of 876 amino acids. NCBI's taxonomy places the organism in Eukaryota, Viridiplantae, Streptophyta, Magnoliopsida, Poales, Poaceae. Gene Ontology annotation, molecular function: protein binding. The record is from RefSeq and is a predicted model, not a curated record.
CUUCACCACCUGCCUCUCCGUUCCUCCAUCUCUCUCUUCUCUCUCGGCGCGCGCGAACCACGGUGGUAUGCUACGUGCAUCUGGCACAACCAACAACGCGACGUCGGGAUGAGGGGCGGCGACGGCGACAAGGAGGCCUUCUUCCAAUGCCUGGACCGCGUGCCGUCCGGCAUCCACAUCGACGCCGACUUCCCCUCCGACGACGACGAGGAUGACGAGGACGACGCCCGCGCCUCCUUCUCGUCCGCCAUGGGCGACCACCAGUUCCAGAGCUUCCGCAGGCACCAGGCGGCCGUGCUGCUGGAGGACGACGACGAGGAGCAGGAGGAGGCGGAGAUGGAGGACGCCUCCAAGUACGACAUGUGGAUGUCCGACGAGCCCAUGUCCAUCCAGGAGCGCCGCCGCCGCCUGCACCAGGGCCUCGGCAUGGUCAGCAGCCGGGACCUCGCGCUCCGCCGCCACAGCACCAAGAAGCGCUUCGCCGACGUGCCACGGAGCGUCUCCAGGAAGUUGAUGCAGCUGCAGGAGCAGCCGCUGCCACCGGCGACGUUGCCGGUCCCCGACGCGCCGAGCGCCGCCGCGGCGACGGCGAAAGCUCCGGCGCCGCCCAAGUCGGGCCUGGCCGCCGCGCGGGACAUGCUGAAACAGCCGCCAGCCAAGCCGAUCACGCGGCGCCGGUCGGACAGCUUCCUCGCCGUGCGAGACGGCACGCCCGGCAAGGGGAAGCCGUCUCUGCGCCGUGCCCGCUCCUUGAUCAGCCCGCACGACCCCUGCAGCAGCUCGCUGGCCGACAAGUUUAAAGCGACACGUGCUAAGCCCGGCGUGCCCCUGCCGGCAGCAGUACCGGCGGAUAAAGACAGGAAAGGCGACGGUGGGGACGGGAGCGUCGGCCAGACCAAGAAACAGGAGAAGGAGAAGGAGGCCGCCGUGGUCGCUGCGCCCAAGGACCAGAACCAGACCGGCGUGCAGAUGGGGCUGGAGGAGAUCGAGAAGUUCAUCGGCAACACCCCCAUCAUGAAGCACCUCAUGCGCCGCGGCCCGAGCCAGCACCACAGCCCGCCCAUGCCGGCGCCCACCGGCGCCGCGCCGCCCAAGGGCGACAAGUCGGCCAGCAAGAAGAAGGGCGGAUGGCUCAAGAACAUCAAGUCAGUCGCCAUCGGCGCCUUCAUCCAAGAAAAGGACGGCAGCAGCAAGCCGGCCCCCGCCGCGACGACAGGCGCCUCCCCAAAAAAGGGCAACGCCGGUGCCACCGUGCCACCACCAUCGUCCUCCGCCUCGACGUCCUCGGAGAAGCUUAAGGUGCAGAACUACGGCAAGUCGAGCAAGGAGCUCACUGGCCUCUACAUGUCCCAGGAGAUCCAGGCGCACGAGGGAUCCAUAUGGAGCAUCAAGUUCAGCGCGGACGGGCGGCGGCUCGCGAGCGCCGGCGAGGACAGCGUGGUGCGCGUGUGGGAGGUGGUGGAGACCAGCGCGCCGGCGGGCUCCGUUCCUCAGGACGGGUCCCUGCCCCCGCUGCCUAGCGGUGGCACGACGGCGGACGGGGCGACGCCGGCGCUGUCCAAGAAGUCGACGACCAAGGGCGGCAAGACCGCCAAGGACGCGCUACCGGAGCACCUCGUCGUCCCCGACAAGGUGUUCGCGCUGGCCGAGCAGCCGCUGUGCGUUCUCGAGGGCCACGAAGACGACGUGCUCGACCUCACCUGGUCCAAGUCCGAUCAGCUGCUGUCGUCGUCGAUGGACAAGACGGUGCGGCUGUGGGACACGACGAGCAAGGCCUGCCUCAAGAAGUUCUCGCACAGCGACUACGUGACGAGCAUCCAGUUCAACCCGGUGGACGACCGGUACUUCAUCAGUGGCUCGCUGGACGCCAAGGUGCGGCUGUGGAGCAUCCCCAACCGGCAGGUCGUCGACUGGACCGACGUCAAUGAGAUGGUCACCGCCACCUCCUAUACACCCGACGGCCAGGGCGCCAUCAUCGGAUCACACCAGGGGAGCUGCCGGUUCUACAAGACGGCUGACUGCAAGCUGAGCGCAGAGUCGCAGAUCGAGAUCGACGCCAAGAAGCGCAAGUCGCAGGCCAAGAAGAUCACCGGAUUCCAGUUUUCCCCGGGGAACUCGUCUGAAGUGCUGGUCACCUCCGCCGACUCGCAGAUCCGCGUCUUCGACGGCGUCACCCUGGUCCAGAAGUUCAGAGGGUUCAAGAACACGAGCAGCCAGAUCGCGGCGGCGUACACCUCCGACGGGCGGUACGUGGUGUGCGCGAGCGAGGACUCGCACGUCUACAUCUGGAAGACCACCCGGACGGCGCCCGCCGCGGCGGCGAUCGGCAUCGGCAUGAAGCCCAAGACGUGGUGCACCAUCCGCUCCUACGAGAACUUCUACUGCAAGGACGUCUCGGCCGCCGUCCCGUGGACCCACUCGCCGUCCCUGCCGGGAAGCCCGAAGUCGCACCAGGGCGGCAUGUCGUGCAACGACGAGGUGUGCACCAUGGCCAGCCACGCCGCCAAGGCGCCGGACGUGAGCAAGAGCGGCGAGCUGACCAGCCCCGCCGCGCCCUCGCCGCACUCCGGUCCGCUAGGCUCCGCGGCGGGGGACGCGCGGCACGGCGGCAAGAGCGGCGACAGCGGCAAUGCGUGGGGCCUGGUGGUGGUGACGGCCACCUUGGGCGGCGAGAUCAGGGUGUACCAGAACUUCGGCAUGCCGUUCAGGAUCAAAGGCCAGGGCAAUCUCUUCUACUGAGUACAGCUGAGGAUUUUCAGAGGCAAAUCUUUUCAAGAUGCAAAUUAACUUAGCAAAUUCUACGCGGACGAAGAAAAUCUGAGCAACUGCCUUAACGAUUUUGUAUGUGACUCGUUUCAGGUAGAUUAUACGCAUAGGAUCAGCAAGUAGGAUGGACAAUUUGGAUAUGUAGCUAGCUAAGUUAGUGCAACAAUUAAAAAAUGUACACAUGAAACUAAUGAGAUUUGCUAUAUUUGCAUU